AUGCUGCGCACCCGAGCCGAACUCCACAUUAAUGGCUUUCAAGAUGCGAAGAAGGAGUUGGUAGAUGAGGGCUCCGACAAGCAGAAAGGCGAUGGCAACUCGGAUUUGGCACCCUACUUCGCGGUCUAUUUGGAGAAUCCAGAUGGCACAUUGAGUUUGGGGCUUCCGCCCAACAUGAGACUGCCUAGCCCUCCGAGUUCUCCUCGGGCCGGCCCACGUCCUGACGUCUUCGGUGACCUGAUGGACCCUAUUGGAGGACUGGGCGCGCGCAGCGCCCGCACCGUGUCUCCGGCGGUCUUCCAGCACCACGAGCGGCUCUUCACAGGGCUGCUAGUAGUGGAGCUUGUCCUUGAGGCGGCGUACCUAGGCCUUAUGCUACAUUGCUCGAGGCACUCUGUCCAGGAGGUGGCCUCAGCAUACCAGGCGCUGCCGUUGCAGACGCUGUGGACGUUGUUCUGGGCACAGCUUGGCUUCCAGCUGGCAUACUUGAAGCUCUACUUCUGUAUGGGCUUCUCUGCGGCGAACAAGCACAAGCCCCGCUUGUACGCAUGGUUCUCCAAUGUUGCCCUCACAGGCAUCAUUGUGCAGGUCCUGUUCGCAUACAUGAACAAGGCCAACAUUGUCGUGUUUGCCUUGCGGCUCUUCUGCUACGUCUAUGCAAGGUUCAUGAAGGGCAUGCUGCAUCAGCUGAUGUUGCAGCCUCCAGCA
Symbiodinium sp. CCMP2592 is the source of this 708-nucleotide messenger RNA. The record is from the annotation of a GenBank genome assembly. NCBI's taxonomy places the organism in Eukaryota, Dinophyceae, Suessiales, Symbiodiniaceae.